CCGACCUGAGGGCAGCGCCUCGGGCCGCGUGUGCGCCCCUCUAGUCCCUCUCAUCCGCGGCCCCCACGCCGUGUACUACCGAGCCCGCCACGCACACAGCCAUGGUGGGUCGGCUGAGCCUGCAGGAUGUGCCCGAGCUCGUGGACACGAAGAAGAAGGGCGACGGCGUCCUAGACAGCCCGGAUUCGGGGCUGCCCCUCAGCCCCAGCCACUGGGGGCUGGCGGCGGCCGGGGAUGGCGCUGGCGGCGGGGAGCGCGCGCCGGCCCCCGGAAUGCAGGAGCCCGAUGCGGUGGUGACCCCAGCGGCCCCGAACCCAGCCUCUCUCCCCAACACCCUGGCUGUAAGCUGCUCACCAAAGCUGUGCCCCCUGUCCUUUGGCGAAGGUGUGGAGUUUGACCCCUUACCAUCAAUAGAAGUAAGGUACACUUCCUCAAUCAAGUAUGACUCGGAGCGACACUUCAUUGAUGAUGUGCAGCUGCCCCUGGGCCUGGCAGUGGCCUCCUGCAGCCUCACCUGCAUCCCCAAUGGCACAGGGCGCAACUACAAGGCUGAGGUGCGCUUUGAGCACCGCCCCAAGCCCACACGCUUCCUAAGCACCAUCAUUGUCUACCCGAAGUACCCCAAGACCAUCUACACCACCACCCUGGAUUACAACUGCCACAAAUGCGUGGAGCUUGAGCCCACAGAGUUCCUGGGCAGCGAUUGCCUCUCGAAUGAAUGCUGACUCAGAAGGAGGGCUUGGGGUUGAGCCAGCUUCUCAGCUGACUUGGUCCCCAGACCACCCUGGGCAAGUUUUGGGCGACAUUGCCCUUGCUUAUCAUUCUAGCUCCAGAGUCGGGCCUGGGGAUACCUCUAAGCCCAGCCUGGGGAAAAAGUCACUGCAUCUUGCAAUUAUUGAGAUAUUCGGUUUUGUUUUUUAAUUUUCAAAUUAUCUUUAAAAGGAAUAUAUUUCCUGGUUUGCUGCUUUAAAAGGAGUAUAUUUCCAGACUUUCCCGAAAGUCUCGAUUUGAUGAGAAAAUAAGAGCAAAAGAACAAUGGCAACCCUUUGAACCAGGGAGGGCGGAGGACGGCUCUUGCUCCACUGUCAAGUGUGUCUGAAAAAAAAAAGCUUGGAAAAGUCCCUGGGACAGAAAAAGUGAGCUUUAAGACCUUCCAGCCACAGGUGCCUUCCCAGCAGGGAAAAGUGUAGCUGUUUCAAUAGAUUGUGAUGCCCAUA
Messenger RNA from Ictidomys tridecemlineatus (thirteen-lined ground squirrel), 1217 nucleotides. The record is from RefSeq and is a predicted model, not a curated record. Lineage: Eukaryota; Metazoa; Chordata; Mammalia; Rodentia; Sciuridae.